CCAGAGGAAGAACAGAGCCCAAAACUCAGAGCCCCAGCAGAGAACCUAGAAGGGCAGAAGGAAAAAGAGAUUUUCCUCCCCUACACUGUUUUACAGGAAGAUGCUGCUCACCAACUCCCAUCCACCAUUUCAGAGAAAUGGAACAAAUAAUCCUAAAAUUCGUAUGGAACAAGAAAAGACCCCGCAUAGCCAGAGGAAUGUUGACAAAGAAAACCAAAGUUGGUGGCAUCACAAUUCCGGGCUUCAAGCUCUAUUACAAAGCUGUAAUCAUCAAGACAGUAUGGUACUGGCACAAAAACAGACACAUAGAUCAAUGGAACAGAAUAGAGAGUCCAGAAAUGGACCCUCAACUCUAUGGUCAACUAAUCUUUGACAGAGCAGGAAAGAAUGUCCAAUGGAAAAAAGGCAGUCUCCUCAACAAAUGGUGUUGGGAAAAUUUGGACAGCUACAUGCAGAAGAAUGAAACUAGACCAUUUCCUUACACCACACACAAAAAUAGACUCAAAAUGGAUGAAAGGCCUAAAUGUGAGACAGGAAUCCAACAAAAUCUUUGAGUAGAACACAGGCUGCCACCUCUUUGACCUCAGCCACAGCAACUUCUUCCUAAACACAGCACCAAAGGCAAGGGAAGCAAGGGCCAAAAUGAACUAUUGGGAUUUCAUCAAGAAAAAAAGUUUUUGCACAGCAAAGGAAACAGUCAACAAAACCAAAAGACAACUGACAGAAUGGGAGAAGAUAUUUGCAAAUGGCAUAUCAGAUAAAGGGCUAGUAUCCAAAAUCUGUAAAGAACUUAUUAAACUCAACACCCAAAGAACAAAUAAUCCAAUCAAGAAAUCGGCAGAAGACAUGAACAGAGAUUUCUGGAAAGAGGACAUCCAAAUGGCCAACAGACACAUGAAAAAGUGUUCAACAUCACUAGGCAUCAGGGAAAUCCAAAUCAAAACCUCAAUGAGAUACCACCUCACACCAGUCAGAAUGGCUAAAAUUAACAAGUCAGGAAACGACAGAUAUUGGCGAGGAUGCGGAGAAAGGGGAACCCUCCUAUACUGUUGGUGGGAAUGCAAGCUGGUGCAGUCACUCUGAAAAAUGGUAUGGAGGUUCCUCAAAAGGUUGAAAAUAGAGCUACCCUACGACCCAGCAAUUGUACUACUGGGUAUUUACCACAAAGAUAAAAAUAUAGUGAUCCGAAGGGGUACGUGCACCCCAAUGUUUAUAGCAGCAAUGUCCACAGUAGCCAAACUAUGGAAAGAGCCAAGAUGUCCAUCAACAGAUGAAUGGAUAAAGAAGAUGUGGUAUGGGGUGAUGGUGCCGACGGGUCAGAAGCCUAGAGGUGGUGGCAAAAUGGUAGCGCCUGAGGAGCGGGAUCUAACCCAGGAGCAGACAGAGAAGCUGCUGCAGUUUCAGGAUCUGACUGGCAUAGAAUCUAUGGAUCAAUGUCACCAUACCUUGGAACAGCAUAACUGGAACAUAGAGGCUGCUGUACAGGACUGAUUGAAUGAGCAAGAAGGUGUACCACCUCCAUCCUGACCCGUGCAAGUUAAUACAGCUGACCACAGGAUCUGCAGUUAUGUUGUCUCGAGACCACAACCAAGGGGGCUGCUUGGAUGGGGUUAUUACUUGAUAAUGCUUCCAUUCCAGUUUACCUAUUACACAUUACUUGAUAUAUUUAGGUUUGCUCUGCGUUUUAUAUGGCCUGACCCUCGCAGCCGGGUCACUGACCCCGUUGGGGACAUUGUUUCAUUUAUGCACUCUUUUGAAGAGAAAUAUGGGAGGGCACACCCUGUCUUCUACCAGGGAACGUACAGCCAGGCACUCAAUGAUGCCAAGUGGGAGCUUCACUUCCUUUUGCUUUAUCUUCAUGGAGAUGAUCACCAGGACUCUGAUGAGUUCUGUUGCAACACACUCUGUGCACCUGAAGUUAUUUCCCUAAUAAACACUAGGAUGCUCUUCUGGGCAUGCUCCACAAAUAAACCUGAGGGAUACAGGGUCUCACAGGCUUUACGAGAGAACACCUACCCAUUCCUGGCCAUGAUUAUGCUGAAGGAUGGGAGAAUGACUGUGGUGGGAUGGCUAGAAGGCCUCAUUCAACCCGAUGAUCUCAUUAACCAGCUGACAUUUAUCAUGGAUGCAAACCAGACUUACCUGGUGUCAGAACGGCUUGACAGGGAAGAACGAAACCAGACCCAGGUGUUGAAACAACAGCAGGAUGAGGCCUAUCCGGCCUCUCUCAGGGCUGACCAGGAGAAAGAAAGGAAGAAACGAGAGGAGCGGGAGCGGAAGCGGCGGAAGGAGGAGGAGAUGCAACAGCAGAAGUUGACAGAAGAGAGACGGCGGCGGAAUUUACAAGAGGAAAAGGAAAGGAAGUUGGAGAGCCUGCCCCGGGAGCCUUCCCUUGAUGACCCUGAAAGUGUCAAGAUCAUUUUCAAAUUACCCAAUGGUUCUCGAGUAGAGAGACGAUUCCACUUCUCACAGUCUCUAACAGUAAUCCACGACUUCUUAUUUUCCUUGAAAGAAAGCCCAGAAAACUUUCAGAUUGAAGCCAACUCUCCCCGGAGGGUGCUGCCCUGUAUCCCUUCAGAGGAGUGGCCCAACCCCCCCACGCUGCAGGAAGCAGGACUCAGCCACACAGAAGUUCUCUUUGUUCAGGACCUAACAGAUGAAUGACACUUUUUUCUUCCUCUCCCCUCCUACCCUAAUCCCUAAAGGAAAUGGAAAAACAAAAACAAAACAAGAGAGAGAAAUUCAUAUUAUUAUUAUUAUAAUACAAUAUAUUUUUUUAAAAGACUGCUGCAUCCUAAGGAAGGAUCAGAAACCAUGCUGCCUAAAAGAGUCACCACCUGUGUGUGCGCGCGCGAGGUCAGCAAUGAACGUUUCCGCUGUCAAGCCCACCCUCCCCUACUGCUUCUGCACCAAGCACCUUCCAACGAAAGGAGACUGUUCGCCUCCAACCCAGUCAUUGUCCCUACUGUGGAAGGGGACAUUCCCACUAGUUCUCGUUCGUUCCUGCUUUUAUGGAAAAUAAAAGUGAAAAAACCUCCAUUAUCCAGCUACUGCAGCAUCUCCUGAAGACUUGCUUCUUCCACCACCGGAGAAGAGAGGGAAGAGAAGGCACAGAACAGAGAUGUUCCUUGAACUUCCCACAAUUUAUAAAUAACUUCCAAAUGUUUUCUGUUGCUUUGUAAUGACCAAAGGAAUGAGGCUGACAUAGGUGUUUUUUUUCCUUAACUUUAUUUGAUAAGAGCCAAUUCUUAAGCCCAUGAAUUCAUGCCCUGGGUUCCUUAGCCCACAAGACUGUAAUAAAGGUGCCCUGGGCUGGUUUGUGCUUAAAAAAAAAAAAGAAGAUGU
Messenger RNA from Mirounga angustirostris (Northern elephant seal), 3345 nucleotides. RefSeq names its product FAS-associated factor 2-like. Gene Ontology annotation, cellular component: endoplasmic reticulum. The transcript has 3 exons. The record is from RefSeq and is a predicted model, not a curated record. Gene Ontology annotation, molecular function: ubiquitin binding. NCBI's taxonomy places the organism in Eukaryota, Metazoa, Chordata, Mammalia, Carnivora, Phocidae.